Messenger RNA from Fundulus heteroclitus (mummichog), 4445 nucleotides. RefSeq names its product sorting nexin 11 (gene snx11). Gene Ontology annotation, biological process: intracellular protein transport. Lineage: Eukaryota; Metazoa; Chordata; Actinopteri; Cyprinodontiformes; Fundulidae. Gene Ontology annotation, molecular function: phosphatidylinositol binding. The coding region runs from base 105 to 1832 and encodes 575 amino acids. The transcript has 6 exons. The record is from RefSeq and is a predicted model, not a curated record.
UGUUCUUGUGGCCCCGCCCUCGUUACGCUCCGAACGUACCAAGCGUGAUCUCCCGCAACGUGGUGACGCAAUGGGACGUAGCAGCAGCGACUGUGACUUGCCAAAUGGAGAAAGGGGGCGAAAACAAGGCUCAGCCCUCCAAGUGGAAGGUUUUGUUCUCUCGCCAAACAACAAACAUCGACAAACGGGGCAGCGUUGACAACAGCGGGCCGGGCAGCGAACGAGAAGCCACGGGAGACUUUGUGAAAGAGUUUGUUGCAGUGCGAGUCCAGGAUCCGCGCACUCAGAACGAGGGUUCUUGGAAUUCCUACGUCGACUACAAGAUAUUCCUACAUACCAACAGCAAAGCCUUCACGGCCAAGACGUCCUGCGUUCGGCGGCGCUACAGCGAGUUUGAGUGGCUCAGGAAGAAGCUGCAGAAGAAUGCCGGCUUGGUUCCGGUCCCAGACCUUCCUGGAAAAUCCUUUUUCUCCUUCAACAAUGAGGACUUCCUGGAGAAAAGACGAAGAGGACUUCAAGUCUUCUUGGACAAAGUGGUGCACACCACGGUCUGCCUGUCGGACAGCCAGCUCCACCUGUUCCUGCAGACCCAGCUGCCCGUCGGUCACAUCCAGGACUGCGUUCAGGGCCUCACGCCGUACUCCGUGACGGACGCCAUCCUCACCUACGCCUCGUCCAAUCGGGGGCUGGCUCAGGCUCAGCAGGAGGACUCCGUCAGGGAUCCCAGUCUGACCAUUUCCUACGAGUCCAUGGAAAGUCCGGCUCCUCACCAGCCUUCCCUACAGCCGCACCCGACUAUCCACCCUAAACCCGUCCCAGGGGCAGAUUCAGAUCCCCUGGAAGACAUACUGGAGCUCUGUGAGCAGAGGCCAGACGAAACGCGGCGGGGGGGCGACGCCUCCAUAAGGAUCUCCCAGAGGAGCGACCAGCUGGAGGCCGUCGUCGAGGGGGGCGCCUCCGCCAGGGUCUCCUUCUAUCUGGGGGAGAUCCAGACGGAUUCAGAGAGCCUCGGCUCUGCAGAGCUAAGCUGCGUGAUCCAGACUCCCGUGGAGGUACACUCGCCCGAAGGGGACGACGUCUUUGAGGACGAAACUGCUCCCCCGGCCUCUGAAGAAAGGAGGAAAUCAGAGUCUGUAAUGUGUGUAGGCUCUGAAGAGGUCCUGACUGUGGAGGACGACGAGCAGGAGGCAGGAGGAAGCCACGCCGCGUCAGAAGACGUCAAACCAGGUAACGAGACGGACAGCAGAGAGGAGACUGCGCCUCAGUCAGGAACUCGCCAGGAGAGGCAGACUGUGGAGGGGGAACCGGAGGAGGAUGGCAGUGACUCGCACCGAGCAGAAGCCAAAAACGGGGACGGAGAGGACAGCGAGGAGGACAGCCGCUCGCUGCCGUCUUCCAAUGACAGCAUCGUGCGGUGCAGCGAGGAGGAAAGUCUAAGCGGGGAGGCGGAGGAGGCGAUGCAGGUGAAGUCGCCUCCCGAUGGGGUCAGAAACGGGUCGGAAGCGGACGGCUCCGGCCGGGCCGUUUUUUACAUGAACGGAUGUAACGGGGACGAGGCAGACGGUCAGCCGUGCACCACCAACGGUGAAUGUCCAGAGCCCAAAGCCGCUGCAGCCGACGGAGAUCUGACUGAAAACUGUGACUUUAGCAUCUUAGGGACCAGCUGUCAGCCCGGAGUAGACGAUGGUACGUUUACAAACCACCAAGCACCCGUCUCCAUACCUGUGGGCGGCUCAGAGGAGAGCUGGAACCAAAGCUACCCAACUAAAGCCGCUCCGCCGUCACUGGGCCAGAACCACGAAGCGCUAGUUUCUUCUCCCGCAGAACCGUGAAAGAGGCACAAAGAGAUGUUCCGUUAAAUACACAGUGCCUUGCCGUACUAUUUAAACUUUUUCAGGUUUUUUUUUUCACGCUGCAAACACAAACUUCAGUGUUUAAUUGGGAUUUCCAUGUCAGACCAACAAUAAUAGAAGCUCAUUGUGAUACGAAGGGAAAAGGAAACGCGGCUUCUAACAAACAAACGUCUGGAACUGCCUCUUCCUGCAGUUACAGCUGCAAAUCCUUUACACACAUAGAAAACCGUAGUUAGAUCUGGACUUUGACUGGGCCGUUCUAGCCCACAGUUAGGCUCUGACCUAAACCUUUACCACGGUAGCUCUGGCUGCAGGACGUUUUAUAACCUAACCCCGUUUUAAACUUCACAGCUUUUUUUCCUGCGUUUCCUGGUCGUUUACAUCCUGAUAAAUGUUUUCUACAUAGAUAUAAAAGAACUGCGGUGAAGUAAAAGGCUUUAAAAACCACUUCCGAUUGGAUAACACUAACAGAACAGUACAUAACGUUUUAACGAAGUGAAUAAAUAAUGGCGCUGUGAUGGCCGCGCAUAUUCACAGCCGGUGUUCAGCAGCUUGUCGGCAGGAUGCUGCUCCUGUAACGUCGUCUAACAAGCCUCUGAGGCCUCCGCAGAACAGCUUGAUUUCAUACUGAGAUUAAAUUACACACGUGGGUAAUGUUUACCAGCGGGGUGGCUCUGAAAGGCAGUUUGUUGCGCUGGAUUUUUAUUUGAAUAAAGGCCGAUGAACGCACUUCAGGUUUUAUUCGAUCAGGUGUUUUAAAGCAGUGCAGUUAUGCAGGACAUUGUGCUGGUCUGUCGCAUUAAAUCCCAAUAAAACACAUUUGUGGUUUGUAGUGACAAAACUACAAGGGGGUACGAAUACUUAUGGAAGGCAUAAAUCAUCCUCAUAAUGUUUAAUUAAAGUCAUAUUAAUCCCAGAGAAGCAGCUUUAGAUUUGGGGUUUCCUCAUUGUUGCUGCUGCCUUUAAAAACAGCUGAUCAAGCAGUUUAAUCUAUCCUGACCAGCAGAGGGCGCUAGAGUUACAGCGUUCACAGGAGGAUGCUUCUUAACCCUCUUCCUUAUUUUUGCCAUCUUAAAGAGGAUUUAUAAGAUGGAAACUAAACUGGAGUAGAACUAUUAAAAUCUUGUUUAAAACAUUUUUCCUAAGCUGUUUUUCGGAAAACGUUGAAGUUCAAGCUGCCACGCUGAGGCUUUACGGCACAAACCCAGAGGGCUUUUUUUUUUUAACUGGAUGUUCUGAAAGGUGUUCUUCAUAAUAGCAAAGAGGUCUCUUAUCGGCAUCCUCCUGUUUAUAAAUGACGGCUGUGUUGGUCAGCAUCGAUUUUGAUGCAUUUUAGCCCAAAGAAAAUGAAAAGGCCAGCUCCUGCUGCCUGGACAAAAUAAUAGAUGAUAACAGAAAAACAUAAUUGAUCAGUUUAUUGUUGAUAUGAGUCACCAACAAAGAGCCUCGACUACGCGUUUAGUGAUAAAAUGUGAACUUUGAAGAGUUUGUCGCAAGGCUAAAGAAAUAUAUCCAGAGACCACCUGAUAAAUGAAUCUUUCACCGCAGCUUAAUCUGCAGAAAAAAUCCAACCUUUAAUUUAAGCACAUGUUAAAAAAAAUUGUUUUUAACAAAAUUAGUGGUGGCAAAAUUAUUACAAAUCCCUUUGAAAGUUAGUUUUUAUUUGACCAGUUUCUGGAAAUGAGUAAUCCAUGAUUUUCUGACAUGACACGAUGGUAAGAGAGGAAGAAAAGGCUGACGUCGGGAGAACUGCAGCCCAGAGCGCUAUCUUUAGACCACUGAUGGUGACGACUGUAUCCUCGGAGGGUUUGAUUAAAAACAUGUAUUUCUAAUGUGGAGUGAAAAGUCCUGCAUUUCUGAUGAAAAGUUCCUAAAAACUCUGAUCAACUUUAAAAAUAACCCAGUGUGAAAUAAAAAUGGACUAUGGCAUUUAUUUUAAAAGGACUCUUGGUAGUGCCAAAAAUUGCCACCAGUAUUUUUGUUAAAAACUAUUAAGAGAUUUUAUCCCCGUUUUGAAUGUAUUCAAAUUAAUUUUUGUUUUUCUUUUUGUGUGUGAUUAUGCUGCUGAAAUAGUUUCUUUUAAAGCAUCUUUUUUCAGGGACGCCAGUAAAUGUUUUCAUGUCUACGGUUCACUCCUCUGUUAACCCGGAUGUGGAACAGAUGAAUGCAUUUCCAUAAUGUUAUUUUCUGAAUGUCGGUUCACAAUUUGCAUGUAAAUUCAUCCGCGUUCCUCCAAUUACACUUAAAGGAACCUCCCGUUUGGUGAACAGCACUGGGUGUACAUGCACUUUGCUUGGGUGGGUUGCUGUAAUUUCCUCCAUUGUUUUAUUUUUUGUUUUUAUUUUAAAAUAUUCUUGAAGAUGAAUAUGUGAGCCUCUAGUCCAGCCGGUCGUGUUGACGUACCUGUUCUCACACUACUACUUCUCAUACUCGUGAUUCUUGCUGCGUUUUGAAAGGGACCCUGCGUUGUCUACUGAAUAUGUUUUGUUUCUUUUGAAGUAAAAUAAACGAAUGUGGAUCUAAAGGGGGGAAAAAAAAUCCACCAAAAAUGUACAGAUUUCAAAAUAAUUUCAAUAAACAUCUUCUUCCACA